GUACCACUACCACCAAAUCCAAGAGGUAGUUUAAACCACCUGCGCCCAGUGUUGUAAUUGCUCGACCCUGGGGCUUCUGCUGCCCCUGUUUUCACCGUUCCCUUGUAUCUCUUUUUCUCUCACUGUAAUUGAUUCAUUCCCAAGGAGCUUAGCGUUUCUUUGUUUUUCCCCUUCGAUCAAGGAAGAGUGAAACCGCCAUGGAUAUGGAUGAAUUUCAUGAUUGGGAGGUGCUGCAGCCGAGCCCGGGUUCGGAUUCUGGAAACCAGUUCAAAUUUGGGGAAUUCGGAGCUGAUUCGGAUGGUGUGAUUCGUAACGAUUACUUUUCAGUUGAUGAUGACGAUCGGUAUCUGAAAACCGUUGCUGCUGCUGAUGCCGUCGGGGCGGCGGGGUCAGGGGCAUCGGAUAAUCCGAAUUGGAUUGGCCACGCGUUGUCCCGGGAGGGUUCUGACGAGUUCUGUCCCGAGUUGGAAGUUGAUAGGUCAGAGAUUCGGAUGCUAGAGGAGUUUGAGGGGAAAGGAGAAAUUGACUUUCUUCUCGAUAAGGAGAAAGUUCAAGGGGGUUUUGGUGGAAUUAAUGAGACAGGGAAUAACUUCGAGGAAUUCAAGUCCGGUUGGGAAGGAAAUGAAUUCGGUGGAGCGAAAUUCGAGGAGUUUGAGGAUAACUUGCGCGAGGAAUCAGAGGUUUUUGCUGACAAAGAACAUGAAACCUUACCAACUGGUGGUGAAACCGUGAACAAAACUGUUGAAGUUGAAGUGAAGAAUAACUUCGAGGAGUUCAAUUCCGGUUGGGGAGGAAAUGGAUAUGGAUAUGGUGGAGCGAAAUUCGAUGAGUUUGAGGAUAAGGAGUUGGUAGUUGAAAAAGAGGAGAAUUUGUGCGACGGAUCAGAGGUGUUCACUGAAAAAGAACAUGAAAUCGUGCCAACUGGUGGUGAAACCAUGAACAAAAUUGUUGAAGUGAAGAAGGCAGAGGUGGAAAAGAAGAGUGUGGUUUGGUGGAAGGCGCCGUUUGAGCUUCUGAAGUACUGUAUGUUCAGGUUUAAACCUGUGUGGACCUUCUCCAUGGCUGCUGCUCUGAUAGGAUUUGCUAUUUUGGGUCACCGAAUAUACAGGGUGAAGAAGAAGAUAAGGAGCUUGGAGCUCAAAGUCACCAUGGAUGACAAGAAGGUAUCUCAGUUCAUGAGCCGUGCUGCGCGCCUUAACGAGGCAUUCUCGGUAGUGAAGCGGGUCCCUGUGAUCCGGCCUCAGUUGCCAGCAACUGGAGUAGCACCAUGGCCAGUCAUGACCAAACUUGCCCUGCAGGAAGCAUGAUUUGUUAUAUGGUUAAGAUUUUAGAAUUUUGUGUUUAGUUGAAGUUGUUGCUCAACUUAAAAACCUCCAGUUGCACGUAUUUUCUGUAAACAUAGUUGAGAAUGAUAUAGUUUAUUGAACUUCAAAGGGUUGGUUGUAUUAGGACGACUACUACGCAUAGAGUUUGUAUCUCACUUGAAUUAUAUUACUAGUUUUACACUGCCCAUUGCGCGAAUA
Messenger RNA from Ipomoea nil (Japanese morning glory), 1523 nucleotides. RefSeq lists its product as uncharacterized. NCBI's taxonomy places the organism in Eukaryota, Viridiplantae, Streptophyta, Magnoliopsida, Solanales, Convolvulaceae. The coding region runs from base 198 to 1307 and encodes 369 amino acids. The record is from RefSeq and is a predicted model, not a curated record. The transcript is spliced from 2 exons.